Molecule: messenger RNA, 1278 nt
Organism: Truncatella angustata
Lineage: Eukaryota; Fungi; Ascomycota; Sordariomycetes; Amphisphaeriales; Sporocadaceae
Product: Peroxin 13, N-terminal region-domain-containing protein
Exons: 3
Coding region: 1-1278 (425 amino acids)
Biological process (GO): protein import into peroxisome matrix, docking
Cellular component (GO): peroxisomal importomer complex; peroxisomal membrane; peroxisome
Molecular function (GO): protein binding
Source: RefSeq, a predicted model, not a curated record
AUGGCCUCGCCGCCCAAACCCUGGGAACGUGCCGGCGCAGCUGCUACAUCGGCUAUGGCCGCGCCCACUGCUACCGCAUCCGGCAUGCCGGUACCAACAGCAACAUCCAACGCCUUGACCGCGCCCGCAUCAAUAACAGGGUCUUCCGGCGCGACACCCGUCAUUCCUCCUCGUCCCGAUUCUCUCGCUGCCUCGGUGAACCAGAACGCCAAUGCGUACAGCCGGAUGAACAACCCCGCAUACAACUCGGCAUACUCGUCGCCGUACUCAGGUAUGGGCGGCUACGGGUCUAGGAUGUACGGCGGUGGCUAUGGCGGCUACGGAGGCUAUGGCAUGGGAGGCAUGAGCGGCAUGUACGGCGGCAUGGGCGGCAUGGGCGGCAUGUACGGUGGUAUGGGUGGCAUGAACCCCAACGAUCCAAACAACCCGAACAGCUUGACGAAUAGCUUCAACAACAGCACCCAAGCCACUUUCCAGAUGCUGGAGGGUAUAGUUGGCGCGUUCGGAGGCUUUGCGCAGAUGUUGGAGAGCACGUACAUGGCGACACACUCGAGCUUUUUUGCUAUGGUGUCUGUAGCAGAACAAUUCAGCAACCUGAGGGACACGCUGGGUUCCGUACUAGGAAUCUUCACAGUCAUGCGAUGGAUACGGACGUUAAUCGCCAAAUUGACAGGACGUCCGCCACCAGCAGAUGCAACUGCACUCACACCUGCGGCAUUCGCCAAGUUCGAAGGCCGGAAAUCACCACCCGGCACUCCAGGACAACCCACACCCAGUCGGAAGCCGCUGAUGUUCUUUUUGCUCGCAGCCUUCGGCCUGCCCUACGUCAUGAGCAAGAUCAUCAGGUCGCUUGCUGCCUCCCGAGAGGAGGAGGAGCGCAGACAAUUAGAGGCCAAUGCACCACUUGACCCCAGUCAGCUCGAGUUCUGCCGUGUGCUUUACGACUUCACCCCCCAGGAUAACGUACAAGGUGUCGAUCUAGCAGUCAAGAAGGGUGACUUCAUUGCCGUCCUCUCCAAGACGGACCCCAAUGGUAUUCCUAGCGAGUGGUGGCGUUGCAGGGCACGCGAUGGUCGUAUGGGAUGGCUGCCCUCGACAUUCCUUCAAGUCGCUAAGCGCCCCGGCCAGCCGCUUGCUGCGAUUAAGGCUGCAGCUAGUGAGCCUGCCAGCCCCAGGACCAACUCCAUGACAAGCAGCACGCCUUUGCCACCUGCCGUGACGGGCAAGCCGGGUGAUGUAUCCAUCGAGAGCUUCCAGAAGUCGCAAUUCUACUCAUAG